UGACAGAUAAUUAUCUCUUUUCACGGAUCAUCGAACGUCCUUCGAGCCGCAGCAAGGCGAGACUACUGCCUCCUAAAAGCAUCACACUCUCUCACUGCACUCUAAUCAGACGUCUAACAUUUCCCUUCAUUCAAGUAAGGCAGAUGUCUACCGCCUUUCAAGUCAGUGAAUCGUGGAAAGGGUUUCCCUCCUUACGCUACUUGAUUAUAUUGGGCGACUCGUGUAGCGAUGUCGGGUAUUGGUCUGGGCAUCCUACCCCGUACGAACCACUCGCAGUGCCAUUCCCAGGCGAAACAUACGCUGAGCACGGCCUUCCCAACUGGGUUGGACACCUGAUCACGAAGCAUUGCCCUUCACCGCGUUACUGUCCUGAUCUUCCCGAUGAGGAGCAAGACGAGGAAUAUGUGGAAUCCCCUCUCCUGAUUUACGACUAUGCAGUCGGCGGAAAUACGGUUUCGGGAAUCGUUUUCCAAAUUGAUAACGUUUUCUUGCCGAGUCUCAAGAAGACGCCGGCUGAAUGGUGCGCCACAGACACACUUUUUGGGACAUGGAUUGGGAUUAACGAUUGUGGGAAAGAUAUCCAGCCUUCAACUGCCUUCGAAGCGCUAUUCGCUGCUCAAGAAAAACUACUGGAAGCUGGCGCUCGGAAUUUCUUGUUCAUCGAUGUCCCACCUAUUCAUCGAACGCCCAACGGACCUGAUGGAAAACAGCAGGCCAUAUCUUAUCGGUAUAUCCACUGGAAUCUCGCUCUGACCCGAGCAGUCGCCAAAUUUACCAAGGCUCACAAAGACAUUUCGGUCUUCUUAUUCUCCACAUACGAGCUGUUCGAGGGGAUGCUGACUGACCCACGUGCGUACGACAUCGACCCGGAAGAACUGGAGAAAGCAGGUGGGCAGGUAUGGGUGGACGAACUUCACCCUACAAGUAAAGUGCAUGACCAUAUAGCGGCCGCUAUAGCCACCUUCUUGAACACUGUCAAAGCUAAAUAAC
Cyclocybe aegerita is the source of this 990-nucleotide messenger RNA. NCBI's taxonomy places the organism in Eukaryota, Fungi, Basidiomycota, Agaricomycetes, Agaricales, Hemipholiotaceae. The record is from the annotation of a GenBank genome assembly.